Salmo salar (Atlantic salmon) is the source of this 543-nucleotide messenger RNA. It is a transcript of the gene mb, whose product is annotated as myoglobin. Gene Ontology annotation, cellular component: extracellular exosome. Gene Ontology annotation, molecular function: oxygen binding; heme binding. The record is from RefSeq and is marked provisional. NCBI's taxonomy places the organism in Eukaryota, Metazoa, Chordata, Actinopteri, Salmoniformes, Salmonidae. Gene Ontology annotation, biological process: oxygen transport.
GACUAUAAAGUUUUUUGGAGUUUGAAAUAUUGACACGGGACGUUUACCUGCUUUACUGAUCAUGGCUAACUAUGACAUGGUUCUGCAGUGCUGGGGGCCAGUGGAGGCUGACUACAACAAUCACGGAGGACUAGUUCUGAGCCGUCUGUUUGCAGAGCACCCAGAAACCCUGACGUUGUUCCCUAAGUUCGCAGGCAUCGCAGCGGGCGACCUGUCAGGGAACGCGGCAGUAGCUGCCCACGGGGCCACUGUGCUUAGGAAGCUGGGUGAGCUGCUGAAUGCGAGAGGUCACAGGGAUAGGACAAGAACUGGAAACUUACAUUUGAAGCAGAGUUGCUACUAGUGUUUAUACAGUAAAUUCUAAGUGCUGGUUUGCUUAUGACUUAUAAGAAAAGUACAGGUGUAUGAAGCAAAGCAUUUGUGCAAAUUCUACAUCUCUCUAUACAGUAUAUUGCCUUAAUAAUCUGCCUUUUCAAUGUAGUUUGCUUACUGAAUGUGAACUGUUCCUCUUCGCACUAAACCAAUAAACCUUCCAUCAGCUGC